Molecule: messenger RNA, 561 nt
Organism: Lolium perenne
Lineage: Eukaryota; Viridiplantae; Streptophyta; Magnoliopsida; Poales; Poaceae
Source: RefSeq, a predicted model, not a curated record
GCGACCUCCCGUCCGGAGGACAAGGCGGAGCCCUCCAAGGAAGGGGCCGAGCCGCUAUCGAAGCGACUGCGCCCCACUCUCCUGGAAGGGUCCAUGAGGCUUCAGCGUCCCUUGAAGGACGCGAUCGAUGCGGGAGCUCGGGCCGGUCCGGGCGUAAAAGCGAUUCCCACGGUGAAGUCCAAGAAGAAGACCUUGGCGAAGCCGCCCGCGGCCGGGGUGGCGGCCACGAGGGCGGCCGAGGCAAAGAAGAAAGCCGCGGAGAGGAAGGCGGCGCCGUCCGACCUUGGGGGUGCGGGGUCGGCUCCAGAAGAGCCCGCCGCCGGGAGUCAAGCGGAGAAGGAGAGCACUAGCCACGCCCGCGAGCGUUUCCCUCGCCUUGCUGCGGAAGUGCGAGCUCCCUGCCGCAAGCAUCCCUUGGACGAGGUGGACCUGGAUCCCUACGUGGUCGGGAACAAACACAAGAUGGGCCGGACCCAUACCUCGUGCCCCGAUCUCCCCUCAGCCAGCGCCAACCCUCUGGUCGUGGAGCGCGCUGCACCCCUGCAGGCCGAGGUUGGCUAG